This is a messenger RNA of Ciona intestinalis (vase tunicate), 1874 nucleotides long. Lineage: Eukaryota; Metazoa; Chordata; Ascidiacea; Phlebobranchia; Cionidae. The record is from RefSeq and is a predicted model, not a curated record.
AAUACAGGAGAGAGAAAACAACGCAUCCGCAGUUACAUAGAAAGUAACCAUGGCUGAGCCGGAAAACUCGAGGUUCGGGGCGAUCGCUCUGUUCCUGAACGCAGGGAUGCUGGUAAUGAUCAGCGCAUACCAAGUAACGUUUUUAAAUCCGGUGGCGCCGGUUAUGGUACGGUUGUUCAAUCAAACACACGUGAGUCGUUAUGGUGUCCCGAUGCCGUCUUCAGUCUCCACUUCCAUAAUGGCUAUUGUUAACUCGUUUCUAUUUGUUGGAGCAAUGUUCGGCGGGUUGGCGACCAAGUUUCUCUUGGGCUGGUUUUCCCCGAAGCGAGUCAUGCAGAUGGGUCACGUGGUUAGCCUGCUAUCGAUUCUGGUAAUGGCGCUGAUAACUGGACUCACAGGAUCCUACGAAGUUCUAAUUAUCGGUCGUUUCCUUACCGGUAUAGGUGCAGGCGUCUCGUACAAUUUGUCGUCGCUGAUAGUUGCAGAACUAAGCGCACCAGCGAAGUCUGCUUUCUGGCAAAGUGUCGUGGGUGCUUUUAAUCUUCUUGGUCUAUUGUUAGGCGCCGUAAUGGGACAUCCGCGGCUUUUAGGCACAGCAACGCUUUGGCCCGUCGGUGUUUCAGUGAUCGGUAUAUCGGCUGUUGUUUACCUCAUCACAAGCAUUUGGUUGCCGGAGUCGCCGUUUUAUUUAAUCCGAAUGAAGAGACAGGACGAAGCGGUUGAAGUUCUCCAACUGAUACGAACCGGAACGAAGAAUAAUAUACUGGAAGAAAUUGCGAGAAUGAAAAGUGAAAUGAAAAACGUUGAACAAGUCGGCAUCAAGGAAAUGUUGACGAACAAAGGAUACAGGAAACAGUUCUUCGCCGUUCUGGUUGUUUACGGCAAUCUAGUUUUAGUUGGAAUAAACCAUAUUCUGAUCUAUUCGGACCAAAUCUUUCUACAAGCAGGCAUCGCCCCUGAUAAUGUGACGUUCGCCACCAUCGGUGUUUUCGCCUUGUCAUUCAUUGCUUCCGUAUUCGGGUCAAAAAUCGUCGAUCGUUUCGGAGGAUACAAGGUAAACAUUGCAUGUAACGGCAUCCUUAUCUUUGCGAUGGUGUUGUUCACUAUAAGUCAAGCCACUGCUCACCUGGCACCGUCGGCAAUGCCUUACGUAGCGAUCGUUGCAGUCGCUAUUUACAUGUGCGCGUGGUCUGGUGGAAGUAACUUAGCUGUCUUCGCUUUGGUUGGUAAACUGACUGUUGAACCGACUCGAGCAACUGUGUAUGGAUACGGGUCUAUGCUUCUGUGGACUCUUGCAUGGUUUAGCAGCUUCAUACCACCCUAUUUGCAGAUUGGACUAGGAGCUUAUAUGUUGAUGAUCUGGGUAUUUUUCGCCGUCGUGUUUCUCAUCUACCAUUUGCUGCUGAUCCCAGACACGAAGGAAAACAGCAGUGAGGAAAUCCAAGCUUACUUCAGUGGGGCAGACCAAAGUGAUUCAGUUGAAAUGUCGAAAAUUAACACCGAAGAGCCAGGCACUCCUUAUGCGUUAACAUAAUUGUGGAUAUACAAAUUUAAUGCCGUACCCGCGAAUUUAAACAAACAACAAUAUUCCAAUAUCACUGCCGUUGCUUUUUAACAAAAGCAACUGUUCGCCUGCUACGCGGCUUUGUUAGAUCGCAUCAUAACCAAAACAAACCAAUUCCUACACUCGAUGCUACUACAUUGCAAAAUACAAAUCGAAGACUUGAAAUUUUUAAACGAAAGUAGGCAUACCAGCGAAAUUUUACAGCUUAUGUGCAAAAAGCGGCUAGAAUACAAUGCUUUUGAAUUUCUUGCUUGAUCAAUUACCAAACUUAUGUUAAUCGUUCAAUAAACCAAAAAUUAGCCCGCUUUUA